GCAAUGUGUUUUGAAUUAGUACUCGGCGCCUAAUCAUUUGAAAAUAUCGAAAAAACAGCUGUCUUAUUAAUUAUUCUAACAAUAUGGUAAUUGCCAUAGGAUUCGAAGGAAGUGCGAAUAAAUUAGGCAUUGGAAUAAUUCGCGACAGUGACAUUCUUUCUAAUGUUCGGCACACUUACAUCACACCACCAGGCGAAGGUUUUCUGCCCCGGGAAACAGCACAGCAUCAUCGCCAACAUGUUCUAGAAACUUUAAAAUGUGCCCUUAACGAUGCAAGUCUUACGAUGAAAGAUAUUGACGUAGUUUGCUACACGAAAGGACCUGGAAUGGGAGCACCUUUAACAGCAGUUGCACUAGUGGCAAGGAGUGUUGCACAGCUUUACAACAAGCCAAUAGUAGCAGUAAAUCAUUGUAUAGGACACAUAGAAAUGGGGAGAUUAAUAACAAAAAGCAAAGAUCCAACAGUAUUGUACGUUUCGGGAGGAAACACUCAGGUCAUAGCAUACUCUAGACAGCGCUACAGAAUUUUUGGUGAAACAAUUGACAUUGCCGUGGGAAAUUGCCUCGAUCGUUUUGCAAGGCUUUUGAAACUAUCCAAUGAUCCUAGCCCAGGAUACAACAUAGAACAACUAUCCAAAGAAGGUCAAAAACUGGCUCCACUACCAUAUACAGUAAAGGGAAUGGAUGUGUCAUUUUCUGGUAUCUUGAGUCACAUUGAAGAACGGCUACCCAAAUGGUUGAAGAGUGGGGAAUAUACAAACGCAGAUCUAUGCUUUUCGUUACAAGAAACUUUAUUUGCAAUGUUGAUAGAAAUAACGGAACGAGCCAUGGCGCACACAGGAUCGCAGGAAGUUCUAAUAGUUGGUGGUGUCGGUUGUAAUUUAAGACUGCAGGAAAUGAUGGCUCAGAUGUGUGAGGAGAGAAACGCGACCCUUUAUGCAACUGACGAACGAUUUUGUAUUGAUAAUGGAGUGAUGAUAGCUGUUGCCGGUUUAUCACAGUUCAACACAAGUGGUCCCACACCUUGGCUUCAAACCACCUGUGUUCAACGAUACAGAACAGAUGCUGUGCAUGUAGCUUGGCGAAUUUGAGUCUUGAGAAGUAAAAACGAAAUAUUAUGUAUUUGGAAGUGUGACAGGGGCAUGGUCUACAGCUCGUUGUCUGGUGGAGAAAAUUAAAACUGAUGACAGUAGGGUCAGUGAGGUGCUCUAUGGGCUGAUUCUAGCAGAACAAUCUUACUAUUAAAAGUUCGAGCGUCAUUCGCAGUUUGGCAUAGCAGACAAUCACAGUUACCGAUACUAUCAACUUUUCGAUGUAGCAUCCAUAAAGUAUGCCAGUAUGGUUGCGUUUUUGCGAUAAAUCCACGUAAAGUUCAAUUAUCGCAUUAUACAGACAUAUGUCCAACUGAGCAUAAGUGUGUCUUACGGCUUCUGUAUCGAAAAAUAGUAUUCACACCACAGCUAUAGUACUUUCUGACCUUGGAACGAAAACCACUAUUCCAUGAGAAUUUCAAAAAUAAAAUGAGUAAAUUAUAACAGAACUAAGUUUGUUCUGAUGAAGAGUUGGAUACCUGUACCUGUACAUUGGUAUAUAAUGUGUAACAAACAUGCAUAGAUAUCUAUGUUAUUUCACAAAUUCUGUACCUAAUAUAUUACGUUUAUAAUAAAAUAUACAUUUAUGUACA
Messenger RNA from Diprion similis, 1684 nucleotides. RefSeq names its product probable tRNA N6-adenosine threonylcarbamoyltransferase (gene Tcs3). Gene Ontology annotation, cellular component: EKC/KEOPS complex; cytoplasm. The transcript is spliced from 4 exons. The record is from RefSeq and is a predicted model, not a curated record. NCBI's taxonomy places the organism in Eukaryota, Metazoa, Arthropoda, Insecta, Hymenoptera, Diprionidae. Bases 84 to 1091 code for a protein of 335 amino acids. Gene Ontology annotation, biological process: tRNA threonylcarbamoyladenosine modification.